Olea europaea var. sylvestris is the source of this 716-nucleotide messenger RNA. RefSeq names its product MAPK kinase substrate protein At1g80180. The transcript has a single exon. NCBI's taxonomy places the organism in Eukaryota, Viridiplantae, Streptophyta, Magnoliopsida, Lamiales, Oleaceae. The coding region runs from base 115 to 504 and encodes 129 amino acids. The record is from RefSeq and is a predicted model, not a curated record.
CACACACUACCCAUUGUAAGAAAAGUCUAAAGAGGCAUUCAAAACUGAAACAUCUAGAGAGAGAGAGAGAGAGAGAGAGAGAGAGAGAGAGAUUUGGGUGUGUGCAAAUCUUGAAUGGCUGGAUUACAGAGAUCUGCAGUGUCAUUCAGGCGACAGGGAUCCUCGGGAUUAGUAUGGGAAGACAAAUUCUUGAAUGAAUUGACGCAAAUGGCUAAUCAAAAAGAUGAAACUGAAAACAAAGCUCAACAAGAACAACAAGAAGUCAAUGAAGAACCACCAGCAGCAGCAGCAGCAACACCAUCUAGGAAUUCAUCCAGAACCGCCGGAUUGACUAUCGAAAGGAGCCGAUCCAACGGCGGAGGAAGGGGAUACCGUACCGGCAGAGUGUCUCCGGCGAUAGAGCCUCCUUCCCCCAAGGUUUCGGCUUGUGGGUGUUGCAGCGCUUUCGCGAAAAAGGACAAGAACCGCCGCCGGCCGCUCAAGUCCGGCAAGCGUAAGAUGUAAAAUUUAUGCAAAAGAUGGUGCUUCCCGGUGAUCAAAUUGUCAUAUUUUGAUGCUGCUCUUGUUAUUUAUCUUUCUUUUUUCUCUUUGUUAUCUUUCAUUUAUAGGAUUUAGGAAUAGAUCUAUGAAUUUUAAUCAGUUUGGGUUAAUAUAUAUGUGCAUAAUGUUGUUAUCUUGGAGAUUUUUACAGAUUUUAAGGUUUUCGAUGUUUUCAA